AUAAUUGUGGUAGUUUGGUGGAAAUUUCUAGUUGUAAGUGAGUCAUUCACCAAUGCUCAGACAGAAUCUCAAAGAACCGGUUCAAAAGAACGAUUCGCGAAUCGAACAGCGCCAGUUACACACACGCGGCAGACGGCCAAAGGUUACACACGCAUCGCUCUCAGUUGAUAACCCGCGCCUGGCUCUCCAUAAACCUCCGGUUCUUGUUGACAUCCACCUCAUUCGCCCGGUAUUACGUAAACGACAAACAGGGAGAACGGUAAAGUUGCUCAAGGGUGCGCCUUGGACGCGGUGUCUGAUGUAGACUCGGUUCGGAGUUGAUCCCCCUUCCACUCACACCGCUGGCCUUCUAUCCAUUUCUCGACAGCCGGGAAAGAGGCGCUGGUCGCGGGAAUGGAUGCCGUGUGGAUGCUGCCUGUGCUGCUGGUGCUCCCGCUCCUGUUAUGGACCAGCAGCACGUUCGUUUUCUAUUUCAAAAAGUGCUUCUAUGUGGCGUACAUGAUGCUGCUGGCCGUUAUCUCCAUACCGAUUUGCAUUCUGAAAAGCGGCGGCAGGGACAUUGAGAACAUGAGGGUCAUCCGGUUCAUGGUUCGCCAUGUGAAGUACUUCCUGGGUCUGCGCUAUCAGGUCAGCGGUUGGGAACAUCUACAGACAGACGGACCCUACGUCAUCAUCUCCAACCAUCAAUCAUCACUCGACGUGCUAGGCGUGAUGGAGAUCCUGCCGGACCGCUGCACGAUGAUCGCCAAGAAGGAGCUGAUAUGGGCCGGGACGGUGGGCAUGAUUUGCUGGCUGGGAGGAAUCGUCUUCAUCAACCGCCAAAAGACCAGCGACGCCAAGAACGUCAUGAGCGACGCCGCUAAAACCAUGCUGGCCGACAAGAUCCGAUUGUGGGUGUUUCCAGAAGGCACACGGAAUCAGAACGGCGGGCUUUUGCCCUUUAAAAAGGGAGCGUUUCAUCUGGCCAUUCAAGCACAGGUUCCCAUCAUACCCAUCGUCUUCUCUUCCUACAGUAACUUCUACCUACGAAAAGAGAAAGAGUUCAAAUCAGGAAGCAUCACUCUGAAAAUCCUUCCAAAGAUCGAGACAAAGGGACUGACGGCAGACGAUGUGACGACGCUCUCCGAGCAAUCGUUUGGCAUCAUGCGUUCGGCCUUCCUGGAGAUCUCCGGUCAAACGGUGCAGAGCAACGGGCCAUCCACCCACUGAGCGCCCUUUCAUUCGCUCCGACAACAAGGAUGGCUUGAGGCUACUUCGUCGUCGUCGUGGUGAUGCUAACCAUGACAGCCAGGCGCUUUAGUGUCCUCUCCGACGUCCUCAUGAAGCAGGAACACAUGUCCAUACAGACAGACAGACACGUAUACAUUCACCUUGACUACGGUGCAUACAGCAGAUGUUAUCUUAGCCUAGUUUUGAUCUCCCGUUGGACUCCGGGGGGCGCUAAGCGACGGAACGGCGUUUUUUCUGGCGCACCGCUUUGUUCCACGUCAUUUUCGAUGUUGGUUCGGCUCGGACUGCUUUUGUCGGCGACAGGUUGAGUUUUGGAGCGACGCCCUGAGAACAUCGUGGAUGUGCGUUCGACAUGCAUGCCUUUUCUAUGUUCCACUUCCUUUAACUGAUCUACAAUGACUCGUUCUGUUCCUUUGUGUAGGUCACUUUUUCUCGAGGUUCUCUGCUUGCAUUAUGGAAAUCGGUGACAAACAUCUGUGUUCGUUUUACUUCUCUGUCUUUUUUUCGUAUGCAAGAGUAUUUUUCUUUAGACAUGCCCCUUUAUUGUUUUAAAUAACUUUAUUGAUUCAUUGACCAAAAAGAUUCAUUUGGAAAUGUCCAAAUGUGUCGUCACAACCAAGGAUUCGGAAAACUGCUUAUUAAUUCAGUUUCCUCUUUUGUCAUUAAAAGGUUUCAUUCGUAACGAAUAUCUCCAUUGUCACCUUUACAAAGUGCGGCUUCUUCUUGUGCCAUGUGUCCAAAGUGUCUCAGCCGUUGGCUGCGUAUAAUGGUAGAAUAUUGUGGAAAAACACUUGAUUAUUGAUCUGUGAUCAGGAUUGUUUGAUUAGCGUUUCGGAUAGAAAUACGUUCCAGUUGGCUUAAGUUCGGUGCUUUGCUCAUUUCCUGUUUUGGUUUGUUUUCAGGCUACAAAAUAAUAUUUUCAUUUCUAAAAAUGUAUUUAACAUUGUUCAAUCCUUUUGUUUAAACUAAAAACCAUUCGCAAGGGAAUUGUUAUUAUAAUAACUAAUCGAAGAAGUAUUAUCUAACACAUUAUAUAGAGUAUGGCGUUAUCUAAGCAGCCAAUUGAACUAAAAUGUGUUUAAGAGCCUUUAUUAUUAAUAGUCAGAUUUUGAAGGACAAAAUCAAAAAUCUAUUUUACAUUUGUUGGCAAAACUUGGAUUUUUCUUUCAAAACCUGCUGCUAAAAUUAUCCAGAGAAAUUAUUAUAAUGUAAAAUGCUGAGGUUUGUAAUAUUUUUAAGUGGAUGUUGACGAACGUGAUCAUAAAUGGCGCUAAAUUGCACUCUAGAAAUGAGCCACGUUCGCAGAUCGUCAACGUCUAGUAAUUGUCAUGAGCUUAUUUCUGCUCAUAGAUCAGGUAUUAAAUUUUAUCCUCAACUUUACAGUUUAACAAAAAAAAGUCCAUAUUUAAACAAAUUAUAAAAAUAAAUAUAUAUAAAUCUGAAUAUGUGAAAAUGGCAUUCACAAUUUAAUCUCAAAAGGACCAAUUAUUUAACACCUAUUUAUUAAACCAGACUGUAUCGACAGCUUAGGGCAGUAAAGUAAGAUGAAUAUUUGUUAUUACUUUCUAAUCGCAUUGCAUUGUUGAAUCUUCUAUUUAAUGCUUAUUGUUGCAGUUCUUAUUGUUUGUUAAGAAUGUAUAACAUCUGAUCCUUAAUUUAAUAUGUACAAUAUUAUUUAAGAGGACUGAAUUGUACGUAUCUUAUUAUAACGGCUCGUUGAGCUGAAAGACAUUUUGCUUUGAACGAAUGUUCAGUUUGGUUUAUGCUAAAUGUCCAAAUUAGGCCCUGUUAUUGUUAUUAUUUAGUACAAAUAUAAACUCUUUUAUGUUGUGUAUUAGUUCACAGAUUUUAUAAGCCCCUUGUUUUGGAUGUCAUUUUUGCCCUGCUGACUGAAAACCAUGCUGCGUUCACAAAACGGUGUGUACAAGGUGUUGUGUGAUUUUCACCAAAGCUAUUAAGGAUGUACAACAGGUGAAGCUUGUAAACGCUCUGAUUAUAAGAUCCGUUAGACAUUUCACGGUCAGCCUUGUGUACGUGUGUGUAUGAGAGAGAGAGGGAGUGUGUGUGUGUGUGUCCAUUGUGUGCGCUGAAUGUGUUUGUAUGGUGACCCGACACACAAAUGAGCUAAAGCCAUUGUAAAAUCUGUAACAUUAUAUAAGACGAUGAUUAUAUAUAAAAAUGUUGAUUGUGGUAGAAUCUCUGGAUGCGACCUGUGUUAAGAACAUCUAGGACAGAGUCAAUAAAAUCGUCCGUUUUUCCAA
This is a messenger RNA of Sinocyclocheilus rhinocerous, 3491 nucleotides long. Its product is annotated as 1-acyl-sn-glycerol-3-phosphate acyltransferase alpha-like. The transcript is spliced from 6 exons. Gene Ontology annotation, biological process: phosphatidic acid biosynthetic process. Lineage: Eukaryota; Metazoa; Chordata; Actinopteri; Cypriniformes; Cyprinidae. Bases 394 to 1209 code for a protein of 271 amino acids. Gene Ontology annotation, molecular function: 1-acylglycerol-3-phosphate O-acyltransferase activity. The record is from RefSeq and is a predicted model, not a curated record. Gene Ontology annotation, cellular component: membrane; endoplasmic reticulum.